AUGUCAACGAAUAGUGUUGAGAAGGUGUCUUUGUUGAGAGCUCUUAAAUCCUAUUCUCUCAACAACAACUCACUUCCUAUUACAUUUCGAGUGACGCAAGAUGCUGCCGGCCGCAAUACAAUCUGGAAUUGGCAUCCUGCUUCAUCCCUUGGCAGCUCCAGCUCACAAGACGCUCUUCACAUUCGGGGCUGGGGUCACAACGAGAAAGCACUUUUCAACGUCUAUCAGUGGAGAUUCAUCGCCCCGACAUUCGGAGAAGGCCAACGUUUUCGGUUUUGGUUCCCGAAUGAGAUGGUACUUCCGUACGUAGCAGUCAAUCGCAGAGCAGAAAGCAAGGGAUUUUUUGGCGAGGUGUUCAAAGUCAACGUUCAUCCAGCACAUAUCAAGGCCCAGAGAACGGCUAGAAAUCUCCAGGAGCUCAGAAACUACAAGUCAUACCACCUGAUCAAGCCCAUUGCGGCUUACGAACACCGUGGAGAUCGCUGCCUUCUCUUCCCUUGGGCAGAAGGGGGAAAUCUGGCCCAGUAUUGGAGUCGUAACCCUGGGAAUACUCUGACUAAAGUCGAGCUUGCAUGGACUUUUCGCCAGCUCACUGGCCUAUUCGGUGCUCUCGAAGAACUGCAUCAGAGCAAUUGCAGACAUGGGGACCUGAAGCCCGAGAACAUUCUAUUGUUUAUCGAUGUGAACAACAAAAAGACGCUGCAAAUCGCCGACCUAGGGCUCACUACUUUCCACGAACUAGAUGCUGCGACCAGGAUCCGAAGAGCCAAAGAGAUUCUCACCAUGACGCCGCCGGGAACUUCUCGGUAUGAACCUCCUGAGAUGGACAAAGAUCGAGACAAGAAGCUACCCGCCCACGAAACUCGUUCAAGAGCAUAUGACAUCUGGUCCAUGGGCUGUGUUAUCUUAGAGGUGCUGAUUUGGAUUUCCUACGGCUUUGACACAGUGAAAAAGUUCAGGGACGAAACCGCAUACCUUUGGGAGCGGGAGCGAGCGAGAGGCAACGAAAAGAGAUAUCGUGUCCAAACCGACACACGAAGUCAUAUGAUAGCUCUCUCGAAAGCAUUUCAAGCGCAGCCAGCGUGGAGAGAACUCUUGACGCUUGUGGAAACAAGGCUUCUCGUCGUCAACGUGUCAGACAACUGGAACGUUAGCUCGCCUAAGCACCGCGAAACGGCAUCUGCAGCUCAUAGGCAGAUGAUAAUAAUCCAGAGAAAGUACUACCCUGUGAUACGACUCUCAAAGCAAUGGCCACAAACCUUCGCUCCCUGCCCACGAAGACAAUCUCGACGAAGAGAAUUUUUCGUUAACGUCUGGCUUGCACAGCAACGAAGCCAGCUCAAUGACUCUUGGGAUUCUUUUGCCGACAAUUUAUUUGCUUCCCAGGUUUUAAGCAAAAUUGACUGGGGUGGAAUGGGACCUUUAUUCACAGGGAAGAAGAUCUUUUGCGCGAAAUGCAGCGCAGUGUCAUCGCAAGCUCUGUUCCCACACGAGUUCAGACCGUCAGACGCUCAAUUACACUGCGAUCUGUGCAGUAUACUUCUCGGCGCUCUUGAACGAGUCUAUGCUGUGGUUCCAGAGCUUGUGAGGCUACGCCAGAAUCAUACGAUAGUUGGAGUCGAAGACGGGCCAAAUCUUCUCUCAAUAUAUGUCGAACCAGGUCAAGACAUCCCGCCUGGAAGACAGAUCGGUUUACCAAGACUUCCUGGAAUGAACAGCCCAGAACAGCUCACUCUGUUGAAACAGUGGCUACAUAGCUGUGAUUUGACACAUAACGCGUGUAAUCGUCACGCGGCACAAGAAGACCUGGGAAUGCCAACUCGCCUUGUCAAAGUCACGGAGCCAAUUCAAGUCUUGAAUUGUAGUACAAUGGGGCCUUCAAGUUGCCAAUACAUAGCUCUAAGCCACUGUUGGGGUCAGCUGAAGAAGCACGAACGAUUUUGCCUCUAUCGCGACAACUAUUCUCAACUACAGGAACAUGUAGACUUCGAUAACUUACCAAAAACCUUUCAGGAUGCAAUCACAGUCACUCGCGGCCUCGGAAUAGACUACAUUUGGAUUGAUACUUUGUGUAUUAUUCAGGAUGACAAGACGGAUUGGGAAAGGGAGUCAACAAAGAUGGAAGAGGUUUUCAGUGCGGCAUAUUGUACUAUCAGUGCAGCUUCUGCCAAAUCCUCACUCGAUGGCUUCCUAUCCGAUCGUGCGCCUAGGCCCAGCGUUCAUCUACGGGUGAAGGAUCUGCCAGACGUGCUCUAUGUGUGCGCACACAUCGACAACUUCCAUCAAGAUGUCGAGCUGGCGGAGAUCAACAGGCGAGGCUGGGUCUUGCAGGAAAGAGCUCUAUCAAGACGCUCCAUAUAUUUUACUCCAACCCAGGUAUACUGGGAAUGUGGAUUUGGAAUACGGUGUGAGACUCUGGGUCGGUUGUACAACUCGAAAGCUGUGUUUCUUGGGGAUGCCAACUUUCCCCAGUCUGCUUUGGAAUACUACCGAGAUGGGAGGCAGCUUCUGAUUCAAGAUCUGUACGAGAGGUACUCUGCACUUGCAUUUACGAUGGCUUCCGAUAGGGCCGUCGCAAUUCUAGGUCUUCAGACGAGACUGGCUCGGGCACUCAAAACUCAAGCCGCACACGGGUCCUUCGAGAAAUAUUUCGCGCGGAGUAUCCUGUGGAAGCGCGAUCAACCAGCAGACAUGACAAUCAUCACUCAGUCGACGUGGCUUGUUCCAACUUGGUCGUGGUUCUCUAAGACCGGAAAGAUUCAGUAUAUGGACCUCGAAUUCGAUAAGAUUGAGUGGGCGAAUACAGACUUUGAAAGCCCUUUCUCUCGUCAUCCAGAUAUGCUCUCAGGAGCGUCAUAUUAUGGUCGCGACGAAGACCAUACUAUUCUUCGGGGGGUUGCAAGAGGCAUUGACGUCAGCGAAGAGCAGAUUGCAUCACAAGUUUGUUUCGACCGGGAAUAUGAGCUCAAAGCCGAAGACUUACGGGUUAUCAUCAUCGGCCGUGACAAGGAAGACCUCUGCGCGAAAGUUCACGUACUUGUCAUUUGCAAAAGCCAGAACGAUUCUCGAAUCAAUCGUUACGAACGGAUAGGGGUUGCAUCCAUUCUAGAGAAGCAAGUUUCGAAGAACUGGGCCUGGGUCGACAUCUGGUAA
Messenger RNA from Colletotrichum phormii, 3153 nucleotides. RefSeq lists its product as uncharacterized. Bases 1 to 3153 code for a protein of 1050 amino acids. Gene Ontology annotation, molecular function: protein kinase activity; ATP binding. Gene Ontology annotation, biological process: protein phosphorylation. Lineage: Eukaryota; Fungi; Ascomycota; Sordariomycetes; Glomerellales; Glomerellaceae. The transcript has 9 exons. The record is from RefSeq and is a predicted model, not a curated record.